This is a messenger RNA of Bufo bufo (common toad), 969 nucleotides long. Its product is annotated as zinc finger protein 34-like. The transcript is spliced from 3 exons. The record is from RefSeq and is a predicted model, not a curated record. NCBI's taxonomy places the organism in Eukaryota, Metazoa, Chordata, Amphibia, Anura, Bufonidae. The coding region runs from base 12 to 653 and encodes 213 amino acids.
ACAAGGAGGCCAUGAUGGAGGAGCAGCAGCCUCUUAUAUCACAAGAAAAUCCCAGUAAGAAUUCUGAGGAAAAUGUCAUGUUAUCACUAAAUUAUAAAAUAGAAGAUAAAGAUGUCAAUCAAAGCUCUUUAGGAGACGAACUUGAUGGCCAUGCAAGAAUUCACAGUACAAAUGUGUCAUAUAACCCCCCUAAUCAUGAGGAACCUUCUCCUGACAUUGUUAUCACAAGUACAGAUAACUCAACUCUUGUUGCUCAUGAAAGAAGUCACACAGGAGAGAAGCCGUAUUCAUGUUCAGAAUGUGGGAAAUACUUUAUAAAUAAAUCGCAUCUUAUUACACAUGAAAGAAUUCACACAGGAAAGAAACCAUAUUCAUGUUCAGAAUGUGGGAAAUGUUUUACAGAUAAAUCAAAUCUUGUUAGACAUGAGAGGAGUCACACAGGAGAGAGGCCAUAUUCAUGUUCAGGAUGUGGGAAAUGUUUUAAACAAAAAUCAAAUCUCAUUAAACAUGAGAGAGUUCACACAGGAGAGAAGCCAUAUUUAUGUUCAGAAUGUGGGAAAUGUUUUAUAGAUAAAUCGCAUCUUUUUAGACAUAGGAGAAUUCACACAGGAGAGAAGCCAUUUUCAUGCACAAAGUGGGAAAUGGUAUACUAGUAAAGACAAACUGAAGGAGCAUCAGAGAAGUCACACAUAAGAAAAGCUAUUUUUAUGUUUUAUAUGUGGAAAAUUAGUUUUGUAAUGAAAUGAAAUUAUAUUUGUGUUAUAAUAUAGAAUAUAUAAAAUUGUGAAUAAGAAGGUUUUAACCCCAGUUAUUCACUAACAUUAUUGUUGGGGCUAAACAGUAAGGGCUUGUUUACAUGAACGUUUUUUGUGUUCCGUAUAUGGGCAGUACACGGAACCAUUCAUUUCAAUGGGUCCGCAAAAGAUGCGGACAGCACUCUGUGUGCUGUCCGCAUCUGUUGCUCCGUUC